AAGCGCAGAAUACGUGUAAACGCAAGUACAGAAGUAACAGACUGCUAGUGAAUUGGGAAUGCAGGUUGCAAAAGAUCAUUUAUGGGCUUUGACAGCGGUGGUCAGUAAAUAACUUAUUUUAUCAAGGAAAUGAACAGGUCCUGGAAAAUAUAUUUCCACAUUUCAAUGAGUGACCUUGACCGGUCUGCUUUGGUAAGCAAUGGCUGUUCGAAUAGCAGUCCUCCCAACGUGGUUUCAACACUUCCCUGUUAAAAGAGCCUUCAUUAGACUAUUCACUGAGGGUCCAGCCAGGAGCAAGCAGACUUUCUGUAGACAGCAGAAGGCUCAACAAUGGAACCUCACCCAGCCUUCCUUGUGUACUGCAAUAGAUUUAACACAGAGAAACACAUCACAAUUACACAAAGUGAACAGGUAUUCUUCACAGACCAGCAUUAACCAACGGUAUUUCAUACCAUUCAUUGACACUCUCCAGAAAUGUACUCAUGGGGGUUUUUCAGCUAGUUUAUCGGAUAAAUGGCAAACAUCCAUCCAUUCCACAAGGCACCAAGGAUUACUGGAGCGGUUUUACUCAACACCCACAGGGACCAGGCUGGUUACGAAACAGGCAGGGCUGCCAGGGAAGAGACUACCAAAGGGACCAAGGACCAAGCAGCCAUCCAGAGCCAACCAACCCCCUCUAGAAAAAACAGAGGACCUGAUGCAAUGCAUUGCUUACGCAACAGCAGAUCAGUAUCACCUGGCAACAUUGUGCCAUGAUCUGGUGUCCAGUGGAUUUUAUGAAAUUACAGACCUGCCCAGAGAUGCUGCAAAUGUACUUGUUGUCUGUACUGAAAUGGCUUCAAAACCAAACGAUCAUGGAAUAAUCUUCUUUUUCAGGGAGGGGUCUGUCGUCUUCUGGAAUGUGGAAGAUAAAACAACAAAACAUGUGAUGCGAAUCUUGGAAAAGCAUGAGAUCCAGCCCUAUGAAGUUGCUCUGGUUCACUGGGAGAAUGAAGAAAUAAACUACAGAAUAGGAGAGGGAAACUCAAAGUUGCAUCGCGGAGAUAUUCUACUGAACUCGGAGCUAGACCCUGACCAGGCAGUGCUGGAGAAAUUUGCCUUCUCAAAUGCACUCUCACUGUCAGUGAAGUUAGCAAUCUGGGAGGUGUCGCUUGAUAACUUUGUGGAGUCUAUUCAGUCAAUUCCUGAGAUGCUGAAAUCAGGGAAAAGAGUAAAGCUGACGCGGGCAGAAGUUAUGCAAAAGAUUGGAGAACUCUUUGCACUAAGGCACUGUAUAAACCUGAGCUCCGACCUGCUGAUUACCCCUGACUUCUACUGGGACAGAGAAAACUUGGAACAGCUCUAUGACAAAACCUGUCAAUUCCUGAGCAUCAACCGCAGAGUUAAGGUAAUGAAUGAAAAGCUCCAACACUGCACGGAGCUGACUGACUUGAUGCGGAACCACCUGAGUGAGAAGCAUGGCCUGCGGCUGGAGUGGAUGAUUGUAAUACUGAUUACUAUAGAGGUGAUGUUUGAACUUGUCAGAGUACUCUUCUGAGUAGAAGUGAAGUCUACAUGUUAAUGAAAGACUGGACUAAGAAGUGGAAUAAAUAACUUCUGUGCUUUCAGAGGUCAACAUAUUUUUACUCUGAGAGUGCUUUGGAAUUGUGAUGUUAUGUCUAACUUACUGAUUAAAAUGAAGAAACUUUAGAUCUGAAAUUAUUAUCCCCACUGAGUAUGUAUUAUCUGUGACUGGCAUAACGUAGAGUCACUCAUCUCUACACAUUCCCAGCUUACAUUUUUAACAUUAUCGUGGGAACAGCUUGUCAGAUUUUAGUGAGCAUGUGCAUGGGCACCAUCAAUGUGUUAUUAUAUCCUAAACAGGAUAUUCUAUGUAUGUUACACAUGCAUUGUUAUAACUUACUAUACAAGUUCAGUUUCCAUACUGUUAUCUGGUCAGUCAUGCAAACAAUGCCCUGUUUAGGCUUUGUUUUACAAUUAUAGAAUUAAAACCAUCAAAUAUAGAAUUUUGAGAUAUAUACAGACGUGCUCAAAUUUG
Messenger RNA from Acipenser ruthenus (sterlet), 2038 nucleotides. RefSeq names its product required for meiotic nuclear division protein 1 homolog. The coding region runs from base 200 to 1537 and encodes 445 amino acids. Lineage: Eukaryota; Metazoa; Chordata; Actinopteri; Acipenseriformes; Acipenseridae. The transcript is spliced from 13 exons. The record is from RefSeq and is a predicted model, not a curated record. Gene Ontology annotation, biological process: positive regulation of mitochondrial translation.